Adineta steineri is the source of this 2582-nucleotide messenger RNA. NCBI's taxonomy places the organism in Eukaryota, Metazoa, Rotifera, Eurotatoria, Adinetida, Adinetidae. The record is from the annotation of a GenBank genome assembly.
AUAUUCUCGAUUCUUCGUUUUCUUUAUUACAUGAUCUUUUAAAAAAAUUUGAAAUAUCAAAUAAUACAGAUCCUACUGGUCUUUUAUUAUCUUUAUUUACAUGUGUUGGUCAUUUAGCAGGCAAUAGUGAAGUUGAUAUAACAAAUCAUUGUACGAAUUUGAAUAUUUUUCUUCUACUAAUUAGACCAUCAGGAUGUGGAAAAUCGAAAAUAAUAGGUCCAAUAAAAAAAGCGAUGAUAGCUGCAAUGAAAGUAUUGGGAUUGUCGAAAGAAGAUGAAGGAAUUCUUGAUGAUUUCACGUGUCCAACUUUAUCAGCUAAACUUGCAAAAUCUAAUAUUUUUGUUAUUACAGAUGAAGCAGAAAAACCAUUAUUAGAAUUAGGUUUUUAUACACCAUCAUCCGACGCAAGUGCUGGUGAUCGUAUUGCGGGCUGCAAAUUUUUUGGUACAAUACCAACAACUAAAGAUACAAUGACAUAUCAUUUGGAUAUAAGUUCACAUUUAUCUUUUAUGGGUGCAACAACAGGCCGUUUGUGGCCACGUUUAAUUAACUAUUAUGCUCAAGCAUCUCAAAGCGAUGGUAUGUCAGAACGUUUCGUUCAUUAUGCAAUGCCGAAAAAAAAAGAAGCAAAAUUAAAUUAUUCACAAACAUUGGAAUAUGAUGAUGCGAAUGAUGAUAAUAAUGAUGAAGACGAAGAUAUCAGUGAUGAUGAAUAUAACAACGAAAAAAUGAAUAAAAUAGAUCAACAUCUUCCUAGUUUAACACAAAUUUUGAUUGUUUCAUAUUUAAUUGGGAAACGUAUAUUUCAUCUUAGUCGAACUGGUACUAAAAAGUUUUACAAUAAAGUACGUCAAUAUCAAGAAUUAUCCGAAAUUGAUAAACCAAAUGACAUUAAUUUUGGGUCUCGAAUGGGUAAAUCGGCAGAAAUUCUUUGCAAAUUUGCUGCCAUUGCCGAAUUAAUGAAAAUAGUACUAGAAAUUUUAAAGAUUCUUCGUCUUCAAAAUCAACUUGAUUAUAAUGAUACUAGUAUUGAUUUUAUUCGAAAUGUAACAAACAUAAUUCAAAAUAAAUAUCCAACAACAAAUAUUAUUCUUGAAAUCACUUCAUCUAGUUGUCGUUUGGCUGGUCAACUGUUAUGUAGUCAUUUAGUUAAAAUGUUAUUUGCUUUUUACAAUGUUAAUCCUGUUGUUUCUAAUCAUGAAACAAAUAUCAAUCAAAUGACAUCAACUCAAUCGACUGUCAACACCAUUCGACAACGUAUUAUUCAAAUGUCACAAUUAAUAUUUCUUAAACGAGAUCUAACUGGACCAAUGGGAUUAUUACGACAUUUUCCAACAGAUCUAGUUAAUUCAGUUCUCAAUGAACUUUCAAGUUAUGAAUUGAUUCGACAAGGACCAUUCAUAACUACUACAGCACGUGCUACCGUAUUUAUUCGAUCUUAUCCAUCAGAUUUUGUUUUAAAUGAUACUCUCAAACGAAAUGCAAUCGAUCAACUGUUGAAUGACAUAAAUAUUAAUUUAACAACUUAUAUGCAAUUAUUAACCAACAGCAUUAUCAAAGAAAAACAAGUUUUAACAACUACUGGAAAACAAAUCUUAAUGUUACCUGAACACAAGUUCUUAUAUGAAAAAUUAAAGGAAAAAUAUCCUGAACGUCAACUAGAAAAUAAUAUAACAAUAAAUUCAAACGAUACAUUAAAUGAUUGUAAUCGUCAUGACAUAGAUAAUCAAAUUACAAAUGCUCAAUUAAUAAGUAAUCCAAAAAUAUUACCAAUAUUGCUGGAACAAACUUCAGAUCAUCAUAUUCAACAUCAACCCUCUAAUUCAUUUAAUCAAUUGUCCUUACAAUCACAAAACACAUCUAAUUGUGACAAUUCGGAUAGAAUGUCUAUCAUAGUUAAUCCAGCACAAAAAAAUAUGAUCAUUGAAAAUAUUCAUAGUAUUCCUAUUGUUAUUAACACGCUUGACCAUACACAGCAACUGACAUCGGUUGAAUUGUCAAGAUCUCUUUUAAAUACGACUACAUGUUCUAAUUCUAAUGAAAUCUCUUCUAGUAUUCAAGAAACACAUAUGAACGAAAAAUCGAAGGAACAACCAUUACAUUCUUAUAAAAACUUAAACGAUACUAGUCAAAUAUCAACCGAUAUUGAUCCAUAUAAUAAAAAUUCAAUACAUUCAAAAAACAUUUCUAAUAUUGUGUCAAAUGUAGAAUUACAAAACAUAACAACUCCAAUCACGAAUAUUUUAUUAUCAACACCGUUCAUAAAUAGUACAGUUGAUCAAGUAGUAUCUAAUAGCUCUAAUGAAAGCAUUUAUAUAACAUCUACUCAAUCUCAAACCAGUCAUACAACCGAUACGAAUACAUCAUUAAAUAUUUCUGAAAGUUACAAUACACCUGUAAAUAAUCAAGCUUCAUAUGAUCUAAACGAUACGAUUAAUUUUAUACCAACAUCUUCCAAUGUUCAACACACCACACGUUCUCAAUCUGAUAUAAAUAAACGAAAAAAACAGAAAAAAUGUUCAAAUGAUAAUAUCAAAACAAAAAAAAAGUAUAAACGAAAAUCAAUAAAUAAAACAACUUAA